GGCAGGAGGGACCUCGGGGCUCCGCUCUGAACUUUGCCUGCCGCCGGUGCCGUCCUCUCCCCGGGGCUGCGCUCGGCUCCCCGCUGCCCCCCGGCCCCCCUGCCGCUCGGCCCCGCAGGAUGCAGAUCUCACCCUUGCUGGCUGGUGGACUUUUACUCGCGCUGCUCUCCGUCAGGCUGGAGGCGAAGCCGGCGUCUCAGCUCCCACAGAAGGCCUCCCGCGGGUCGGCGGCAGCGGCGGCAGCGGCGGGUCCGCCCGAGGCGGCGGAGCGGGAGAAGGAGCGGGAGAAGGAGCGGAGCGGCGGCGGCGGCGGCUCGGGCCCGCGGGAGGCGCGGGAGGCGCGGGCCGAGGCGCGGCCGCGGGCGGGCUGGGCGCGGCUGCUGCAGGACCCGCCGGGCCGCCGCCACAAGGGCCUCCACAAGAAGGGCCUGGGCAAGGGCUGCUUCGGGCUCAAGCUGGAUCGCAUCGGCGCCAUGAGCGGCCUCGGAUGCUGAGGGACCCCUGGCGGGCUUUGAAUCCGUAGUCCACUUUUUCCUACCACGCACGGCCAGACACGGCCAUCCCCCAGGCAACACCUAGAGAAGCAGAGACCCCCUUGGAAUGGACAAAAGAUGUGGUUGUGUUUUUCUUUUUGGUACGAGGAGUCAUGGCACCAACUGUUUUGGUUUUGUUAUUUUUUUAACAAGUGCUCUCUAUCUUAUAUAUAUUAUAUAUACAAACACUCACCGAGACAAGGGACAGUGCUUUUCCAAGAGACUGAUGAAGCCAGCUGUAUAACAUUGCUGUUUGUAAAUUCAUGUCAUGCAUAAAUGUAUUUAUGUUGUAAAGCUAUUUAUAUAUUGUUUAUAAAGAGAUAUUUAUAAGAAAAUUAUUUAUGUAACUAAAUGAAAAGUCAAGCAUUGUAACAUUUUUUUGUC
Molecule: messenger RNA, 917 nt
Organism: Melospiza georgiana
Lineage: Eukaryota; Metazoa; Chordata; Aves; Passeriformes; Passerellidae
Gene: NPPC
Product: natriuretic peptide C
Exons: 3
Coding region: 120-494 (124 amino acids)
Biological process (GO): receptor guanylyl cyclase signaling pathway; cGMP biosynthetic process
Cellular component (GO): extracellular region
Molecular function (GO): hormone activity; hormone receptor binding
Source: RefSeq, a predicted model, not a curated record